AUGUUCGGCCGGGCAGCUACUCGCUCUCGCGGCGUCUUGGCUCGUCUGCAGCCGACGCGGUCGUUUGCGAAGAAGGCGUCUCCGGCACAGACCGUGCUGCGUCCCAUCCACUUUGAACGCGACGAGGAGGACACUGUCCAGCGGCCAUUCCGUAUUGUCGGAGUGCGGGACGCAGAGGUGCAGGACUGGGAGUACCCGACGCGGGUGGAGGCAGAGGAGGCGAAGAAGAAGAACCGCGUGGUGCGGAAUCGCUUUGGCCAUCCCAACUUUAUUAGCCUCUGGGUGGACAAAUUGAACGAGGUGGAGGGAUACUUGAAGGCGCAAGAUGUGCCAUACUCUAGUGAAGGCAUUGUCCAAGGCCCUGAUGGGCAUGAGGUGCUCGUGAUCCCGCCGAGCGAUGACGGUAGCAGCGUCGAGUUUUUUAACUUGUGUGACAACCCGACGAUGGUGGAGCUCGUGCAAGCUCCUCUCGAUGUCAUCCAGGAGUUUGAAGAUGAUAACGAGGAGGACGUGUAA
Peronospora matthiolae is the source of this 516-nucleotide messenger RNA. The record is from the annotation of a GenBank genome assembly. NCBI's taxonomy places the organism in Eukaryota, Oomycota, Peronosporomycetes, Peronosporales, Peronosporaceae.